AUGCCAACAUUUCGAAUAUUUCAUUUUUUCUACUCUUUGUUGUUGAUUCAGGAUGGCCGUCUAAGACUUGGUGAUCAUAUCGUCUGCAUUCGAGAUUACAAUGUUCGAGGAUAUGGUCCGGAUCAGGUGGCUACAGUACUGCGUCAAACCAUAUCAAGUUGUUUAAGUGAUAGCUUGCUGAUAUCCAACAUAGUUGCAGACUCCCUGCCUAUAGAUGAUACAUUAAACGUAGCUUUGAUAAACACAACCCCGUCUUCAGUUAAUACCGCCACUACCGCCACAGCCACAACAACAGUAACUCCAACUCCAAACACACUUUCAGCAGCAUUCACUAGCAUUACUGAUACUAAUAUUAAAUUAGAUAGAAGUAGUUCCACUCCAAGCCAAAUUGUUCCAAGUCACAUGGAGUCUGACGAGAUCAUUGAUACCAGUAAACGACUGUUGGCAAAUCCAAGUGUUUUGAUCAGACUGAUUGUGGCUCGUCCAGCCAAUGGGAAUCCCGUGGAUCUAAGUGAAAUUAGUUUGAAGCAACAAAUUCUGUGUCAGCAGAAUCAUGUUCUUGAAUGA
This is a messenger RNA of Heterobilharzia americana, 567 nucleotides long. Lineage: Eukaryota; Metazoa; Platyhelminthes; Trematoda; Strigeidida; Schistosomatidae. The record is from the annotation of a GenBank genome assembly.